Chara braunii is the source of this 3147-nucleotide messenger RNA. NCBI's taxonomy places the organism in Eukaryota, Viridiplantae, Streptophyta, Charophyceae, Charales, Characeae. The record is from the annotation of a GenBank genome assembly.
GGAGGAGGAAAGGAGGGCAAGACCAGGAGCCUUACGGAGGAUCAAGUUGGUAGAGACUACCAUUAUCAAAGUACUAGAUGACUUGAAAGAGGAGCUACUCUCCGGGAGAGGAGAGGCAUGAGAGCCUCCUACACCUCAAGCUCGAUAAAUUGGGAGUUGGAGACAAGGGACGACGGCCCCGAGGUCGAGACAGUAGGAGGGGCGGAUCUUGGCCCAGAACUUGGAGAGGACCAAGUGGUUAGAGCCAAGAAGAGCUUCCUCAUCGAGAUCCGACGACUGACCUUGUGGAAAAGGAGGUCCUGGACUACCCUAGCGAGGUUUUCGAUCGCUAUUAGGGGGGCGAGAGAGGUGCGGUUCUCUAGAACAUGGAGAGAGACCCUGUCGGAGGUCGAGAGAAGGUUCGAGGAGGACUCUAGGUGGCUUGGAAACCUACUCGAGGCCAGGGUGCACCUAGUAGAGGCGCGUUUUUGGGACAGGUCGGGUGAGUACGAGCAGACAUUGCAUCAAACGAUACUCGAGCAGGGCGAAGGCUCUCGAGAGAGGUGUGAGGACUUGCUCGUCGAGGCGGCGGACAGAUUGGCUCGGGUAGGUCCGAAGGAGAUAGUGAGGCACGGGAAUCGAGUGAAGGGGGAAGAGGCUCGGAAGAAAGUAGCGGGGCGGAAGGGCAAGGAAGUGACUCUAGUGGAGAAAGCAACUAAGAGCUGGUGCAUGGAAAGUGUGGUUGAGCACGGGGUCGACCAAACACCUAAGACCACUGCUAUGGGGCGAACCGAGGAGGAUACCGAGUUAGGGGCAAGGUUGAGUAAGUCAGCCGAGGGGGUGACCGAGGGGGUAGAAGCUAUGGGUAGAGCCUUAAGAAACCUGGAAGAACCCCUCGGAGAAAAAGUUGCGGAACCACGUGCAAUCUCGGACGAGCAUUUGCACCGAGAGAUGGAACCACGUGUACCUAUGAGAGAAAGGGUGGCCGAGGCCACAAGGGGCUUCCCUUUCGAGAGCCGAUGGGCGGACCACGUGGACACGGAAGAGAGAAUCGGCGAAGGGCAGGAGUGCCCUCGUGACAGGGCUGGAUGGUGGGCACCGAGGAGGAGGGAACUUGGGGACGGACGACCAACCAAAACGGGGGGAGGACCGCGAAGAUGGGCAGGCAGGGAGGUCGGUCCCGCUUGGGCACGAGAAGAGGCGGUAGGAAGGAAUGUGGGAGGUCCCGGAGAUAUCUGGAGAGGGGUUAGGGCCUCGGAAUCCAUGCACUGGGAAUGCGAAGACCUGGGUUACGGGGGUCGCAGGGAGGAGGAAUCAUGGGGGCCUCCGAUACCUCGACCCCGGAUGGAGGAUUUUGACCCUUUCUGGUACAAACCUUACGAUCCAGUGAUAGAUGGGCCGGCCGAUGGACCUUACUUCCGUCGGCAUUACGAUCGUCGAGUCCCUUAUUACGAUGUAAACCUGGGGCUAGAGUCACUCUAUUUUAACGGAAGGGACGUGACCGGGUUCGUGGAAAAGUGGGUGACCGUGUUCGUGGAAAAAUGGGAAAGUUACGCCUACCGGAAAAAGUUUUCGGAAAAAGAAUGGAUUGACCACUUCGUACAACAUUCGGACCCGGAGCUGGACCAGGCCAUCAGGGCCGUAAACCUGUCUGAUGGAAGGUGGAAGACCUUCAAAAGCAGCCUACUGAGGAUCUUUGCGUGUGACGACAUGAUCCCCACGAUAGAGGGGCUGCGUCGAGUGACGAGAGGAGAGCAAGAAAGUCUGGUGGCCUUUACUCGGAGGUUCAAACGCUUGUCCCAGGCCUUAGUGGAUAGAGGGAUGCUUUCGGAAGUCGACAGGUGCGUAAUGUUCAUGUUGCACCUGCCUGAGGAGAAGAGGAGGAAGGUCCUCGAAAAGGCCCCUAGGGACUCCGCUAACUUCGAAAGGGUCGCCGAAGUAGUUUUCACCAGGGGAGGUGUGGACGUACGGGAAUAUAUGAAGGAAAGCCUGGACAUGGCACUCCGGAGUAUGCGCUCCCAAAAGGGUGACGGUCCUCGUGGUAACGAAAGGCAGCCUCCGGGGCCUCCUGCCCAGCGUUGGGGAGGAGGACCCCCGGGCAAGGAGAGCGCGGCGGAAGAUGGAGGAAGAAGGAGCGGCGACGACGACCAACCGAUGGCCGACGCCAAAGGCGCGGAAGAAAGGAAAGGAGAGGAACGCACUUCACCAAAAUCACCUAGGAAGAAGGGGGCGAAAAAGUUCGAGAUGAAAUGCACCUUGGACGAGAUAGACACGGUAGCUCCCCUACGGAGGACCCUAAUGCAGCCUAUGCAGUGCACCCUUCUAGAAUACUUGGCAGCCAGCAAGAGCGCUAGGGAAGACCUCCUAAGCAUCACGAAGAAAGUGAGAGUCCCGCGCGCCAGAGGACCCACGGUUCCGGGAGAUGGACCUGCCAAAGAAGAAGUGCAGUCCUCCCGGAUCACCAUGAAGGAGCUGCCGGUGAACUUCUUCUCGGGAGAAGAGGCCAAAAGGUUCUAUGUAUUAGGGAGCGGCCAGCUCCAAGCUGUGGUGAGUGGAAAGAAGAUGAGGGCUCUGGGGGAUAAUGGGUUCGAAUCCACGGUAUGUAGAGACUCUAUUGCCCGGGAGUUAGGAUUGGAAAUAGAUAGAGGGGUGUCAAUGUCGAUGGUCGUAGCGGAUAACAAGCUGCAACCGGCAGAGGGGGUGUGUCACAACCCCGUGAUCGAGGUCGCGGGCGUCGAGGCCUCGGUCCCAAUAUUUUCGGUAAAGGAGUGUUCCUCCGAGUUGAUCCUCGGAAGAACCUGGCUGAGCGCGGUUCACGCUACCACGAUUGACCUACUGGAUGGAAGUCAGACCCUGUCAAUCCAAAGUCCGGAUGGAAUCCGGGUGGUCCUGAAGGCUGUGGACGCACAAGAUGAGCGGAGCCAUACCAACAUUCCAAGACGGAGGGAGGCCCUGUGAAGGGUGUGCCGAGUCCGUCUAGAAGAAUCACCCUUUGCUGAUAAGGAACCCCCGGGGGACAGAUUAGAUGUCAAGGAUGUCGGAGGCCGGGUCGUGAUUAGUGGGGUAGGAUACGAGAAGGAGGACGAGGAAGAGGAGUUCGGUGGGUACGUGAGGCUGUCUUUUUUGGAGGAAUCCCCCUAGUCGGCGGAAUCAAGAAGCAUAAAACCG